AUGCAGGGAACGCCCUUAUGUUUGACGAACCCGCUUUCCAAGUCUCACCUACCUUGUACUUCAGACAGUGAGCCACGGGAACCUCAAACGACGGCCAUGACACACAUUGCCAGCUGCAUACGGCCUGACGCUGUUAAGACAUCCGUUUAUAUAAUUCAAGAAACAUCCAUCAGCAUGAGUGCUUCCAGAGACCUGAGCGUAUCAAGUGCGCCUCUGAUCAAAAGCCCACCCACCACCAACCUUCCUCAGACUGCCUCCAGGUACCAAAUUUGGCCAUCACCCAAGCUUGCUGCCGGAGAGUCGUCUGAUAAGCUGGCGGCCCUGUCUGUUAGCCGCUCCGGCACAUCACUCAGUGAUACAGCUGUUCUACCAGAGGCUGUGCCGUUCUGGCAGCGUGCAGGCUCAAUGUCGAGGAGGAGGAAAGUCAGCGUUCCCGAGAUAUCGAGUACCAUGACAACGGUCCAAGAAAUGCUUGUUGAUUCUCCAACAAUUCCCGGCAGACCACCUCUACGCAGGCCUUCGUAUGAUAACUUCGGUCAUGAGAGGUCCAAUAGUGCCCCGGGCACAAAUUGGAGGGCUGGUCCCUUUGGCGAUGCGAUGAUUUCUUGUAUUACUGGACCCACCCCUGUUCUGGCGCAGCAAACAACUCCCACCCUUCCCCAAGAGUUGCCCAGCGCUGCUGGACCGUCACUUUCUCCAAUCCUUAGUCCUGGUGCGAAGCCGUCACUGAGUGUUGAUACAAGAAACUCAGCCCUGCCACCUGAGGUACCUCCCAAGUCGCCGGCUGUCGAACGCAAGGGAUCGCCAACUCCUCUUAAGCUCAGCUCCAAAUCGAGCAGAACUCCACUCACAACGCCAGCGUCUGCGGCAUCGAGCGGUGCUACUCUUCUCAGUGCAACUGAUGUGAGACGCUCGCCGAAAACAGGGACACUCCUUUCAACUCCUUCAUCAGCAGUGUCAAACUCCUUCCGCACAGCGUCACCACGAAGCUCACCGCGGGUUGAGAAGCAAGACCCACUCACAACUCAAGGCUCGUCGCACACCCGUAACACGUCAGAGUCAUCAAUCAUGGAUCGUGGUCGUCCUGCUCAGCGCACCACCAAGAGAUCACACAGCCGGACUGCCUCGGAGUCUCUUGGUCCUGCUGGCCAGGGAACUGAUAAAUGGACACUUCCACGAGGCAUGCGCGUGCCUGAAGCGUCGGGUCGCAUGAGUAAUGCCGACCAGGAGACACUUCACAAGCAGGCUUACGAGCAGGCUGGCAACUUCGAAGUAUUGAACAAGGGGGAUGUAGCAUCUAUGUCUAGGGAACUCCGCGCUUUAGAUGAACGUUGCGACUAUCUUCGCAGGACAUACAAAUCCCUGCGAGCAGGACGUCAGAAGCUUCACAGCCGCAUGAUCUCUUAUCUCAAACGUGGAGAGACUGCUAUUUUCUCCCGCGAGUCUCUUCUCAAACAGGAAGAAGCACUUGCCGAGCUGGACAACUCCAUUGAUGAGUUCAUUGCCAAAUUAGAGCAAUCCGAGAACCGACGCUUGCGCCUCCGGCAAAAGCUACUUGAGCACGUAGCCGCAGCUAUAGUACUGAGCCCUGCUAUGCGCCGCGAUACGGCAGAGACCACCCCACCGCGAAGCCCCGUCAAAGCAGAGGACAGCCCUGUCCGCGCUCAACUGAAGGAAACGGAAUCAAUCAAGAUAUACGCGGACGGCCACGUGCUUAACCUGUUCUCCAACAUCGAGAAAGCCAUUAGUCAGAUGUGCGAGCAAACCUGCUAA
Ascochyta rabiei is the source of this 1773-nucleotide messenger RNA. RefSeq lists its product as uncharacterized. NCBI's taxonomy places the organism in Eukaryota, Fungi, Ascomycota, Dothideomycetes, Pleosporales, Didymellaceae. The record is from RefSeq and is a predicted model, not a curated record. The coding region runs from base 1 to 1773 and encodes 590 amino acids. The transcript has 4 exons.